AUGGUCCCAACCCUUGUCGACCGGGUCUUAUUGGCGCCAUUGUUGGCCUUUGUCUUUGUCAGAACCUUGCUGGCGCUACUCAACAGCCCGUUUCGUGGAGUCAAUGGUGCGCCUACUGCGGGAGAUCAUAUCGUCACCAGCGCCUUUCGGGCUUUGUUCAAGGCAGCUACCAUAGGCCAGUUGCAACUCCUUAUGCCGCCGUUCGCAUCCAACUAUGAAAGAUGGUGCAAACAGCGAAAACUUCAACCCGAUAUCGUCGACAUCCCUAACAUCAACAUCAGGGGAUUCUGGAUUGGAAACCAACAGUCGGCAAAAUAUGCCAUGGUAUACUUCCACGGCGGAGCAUUCGUGAUGCCUGGCUUUGUCGGACACCUGAACAUGCUUUUUCGCUUCGUGCAAUGGUCGGACGGUGAGCUGGCCAUCUUCUGUCCGAGCUAUACCCUGGCCCCUGACGGUCUGUACCCUCUUCAGAUCAGAGAGUGUGUUGAAGCAGUUCGUUACGUCCUCUCAUUGCCAGGUCGGACAGUUCAGACGACUCUUCUCGGCGGAGACUCGUGUGGAGGGAAUUUGGUGCUUGCUGUCGUGAGCCACGUCUCCGGUCACCCGCAUCCGCGAUCUGAAGUGGUCAAACCGCUCUACCUCUCGGGGAACUUUUACGGAGUGCUGGCCAUAGGUCCUUGGGUGUCUUCUGACGAGGCGAGAUUCCAAUCGAUGACUGAAUUCGCCAAUCGAGAUACAGUCCUGACAUCUUGCUCGCACUACUGGAUCGAAGAGUACAAGGGCCAAGGCAAAGGGAGCAGCGACGAUGAAUACAUCACUCCUGAAGUAGCACCGGCGAGUUGGUGGUCGGGUGCAAAGGUGUCUUCGUGUCUGGUCACUGUAGGAGAACAUGAAACUUUGCGUGAUUCAAUACUCAGCUGGGCCGACAAGUUUGUAAAAGGGGUUGGCCGUGAUGUGACCAGGCUGGUGGUGGGGAAGAAGGAGAUACAUAUUACUCCUGUUACAAGACCGAAGCGAGCAGAAGAACUGGAGGGACUUGGCCGUGAGUGUCAGGAGGCCGCUGUGAGAGAAUGGAUCAGGGAGAAGAUUGCAAAAUAG
Messenger RNA from Cladophialophora psammophila CBS 110553, 1098 nucleotides. RefSeq lists its product as uncharacterized. Bases 1 to 1098 code for a protein of 365 amino acids. Lineage: Eukaryota; Fungi; Ascomycota; Eurotiomycetes; Chaetothyriales; Herpotrichiellaceae. The record is from RefSeq and is a predicted model, not a curated record. Gene Ontology annotation, molecular function: hydrolase activity. The transcript is spliced from 2 exons.